CUGGCAAUCUCGCAACAACAAAGGCUCCAUUUUGCUCCGAUUUGACUUGGUUGAUUGAUCCGAUCACACCCCGCCAACGCGACUGGCCCGCCAUUCGUCUAUCGACUAUCCUUAUUACUCGAGGGUGUGUGUAAGUGACGGGCUUUACGCCGUCAACCACAACACAACAAGUGCAGGUGCGGUGCGAGCGCAUGAACCGGUCCGCAACAGCCUCUCCAAGCCUGAUUCGCCCCAUCUCACCUUUGAAGCGAAAGUCGAACAAAGAAUGCCCCCUCAUUCCAGUUAGUCUGGGCGUGCAACCGAGCAGCAGUAUACCUACCAUACCGAAAACAACAUAACACAAACUCGGCCUGUUGUUUCUGCCCGAUACAUAGUCGGGACGCUGCAUCCGGCGUCCUCGGCGCUGUAGUCUUUGACUGCCUCCCAUGCUUGCCAUCGGACCCCUUAUAAGCUCAUUGUCACUUCUAUCAGAGAAGGGAGCAGGUUUUCGUUUCAAUCCAGCUCUCACUUCAUCAUCGCCAUGAAUCUAGCACAUAAGGAUAGGUAACCGACUAGCAACUAUACACGCAUAAUCAACCAGGAUGGUGCCGCCACCCUCCGCCUCCGUAUCCUCGGCAUCCUAUACUUUCACCACAUCAACGGCGGGUGGCAGAAUGAACGCCGAUGCACCCCUUAACGGCCGCCCCGGCAAGCCACCGCUACCGCACAUCGAUGACCUCCUCAACCCACCUGUCAAUAUCGAUGCCUUCGCCCCCAUCGAGACCGUUAUAGCACAGGGCGAAAAUCACCUCAGAAGUGCUGAGUCUCUCAAGGGCUUUGGCCGUCCCCAUAUGGCCCUGAAAGAGUACGUUUCAGCUACCGUAGUAGCUGUCGAGGCCGUUCCAAGGAACAAGGGUUUCGGGUCUCUUUCGGAUAGGAAGCAGCUGGCUGCACGUCAUACGGCUUUGAUGCGCAAGAUCCAGGCCUUGCAUCCUGAUUUCGAGAAGGUCAAAGCAGCUGUCAAGCUGGACAACCAAAAAAGCGGCGUGCGGCCUCAACGUGCCAGCUCGUCAUCAACGCAGGCCAAUGGCCAUGCGCAGCCAGGGCUACAAUCGAAUGGGAGUGCGGUAAAGCCGGUAGCAUCACAGCAGCCUUUGUCCGGCAACGGAGCUGUGCCUAGUCCCGGAUACAGCCAAGAUGCCGCUCAGCAUGCAGCAAACGGGAUUCCCACCAGGAGGCCAGCGCCGCAUCCGAAGCCCCAAGCCUUGCAUGGAAACUCUGUACUGACUGGGCCAAACGGCGCCGGUCCUUCCAGUCCUCCAGUACAAGAUCUUGCUGAACGUUUUGCGAAUUUGCGAGGUGGGAAAAAUGGAGCUGGCGUCCCAUCACCACGACCGUUGGGAUCAGCAGGGUCACGGCCUACACCAGGCCAAGUCGCUGGAAUAUCAGUACUCAGCGACAUCCCCGCCGAUUUCCCCAAGGUACCCGAGGCCAUUUACAGCCCAGCGAGGGGCACCGUUUCCAAUGAGUCCGCGAACCUGCCCUCAAGCAAUUCGAGGGGAAUGUUCAGCCGGGCAGCUUCUUCCACGUCGAUGGCUUCGCAGGGCAAGCAACCUCUGGGCAGAGAGGAUUAUUCGGCCCCUGCAAAUAAUGAACAAGCAAAGCCACCCCCAGCCCGUCCUCAGCCCCGAAUUCCAGAUGGAGAUACUGUAACGCCAGAACAGUUAUUUGAGUUCAUGCGAUGCUCAUCCGUCAACUUUAAGGUUCUGAUAAUUGAUGUGAGAACCAGGGAGGAAUUCAACGAAGGCCACAUAAUGUCAACGUCAAUCAUUUGUGUGGAGCCUGAUGUGCUACAGCGUGAACAUAUUUCUGCAGAUGAUAUCGCGCAGAGCCUGAUUCUCGCACCUCCCCGCGAGGAAGAAAUCUUCAGCCGACGGAGUGAAUACGACCUCGUCGUCUUCUACAACCAAGAUUCCCAGGAGAUCAACUGGCGGGGCGGAACACCAGCAGAGAAUGCUUUGUUCGGCCUGUACAAUGCUCUCAGGCACUUUGAUUACGAUCUGACAGGGGACAGCAAGCCAGCGAAGCUCCUCAAGGGCGGGCUCGAUGCCUGGGUUGAACUUGUCGGCGAAAAUGCUCUAGAAAGGUCUGAAACCUCUGGUGCAAUCCACAAGAUCCAACACGCCAAGUCGCGGUUUUCUCUGUCGCGUGGUCAGGGCAGACCAAAAGCAAAGCCCAUCCAGAAUGCCGAAGAUGCUAGACGUUGGAAUGAAAAGCUCACUACUGAGGGGCAGAGUAUUGUUCGUACACAAGAGGAAUUCCUGAGGAGAUUCCCUGCAGUCAGCGAUGUGCAAGAGUCAAUGACUGCGCCGGUCACGCAAGCUACGAGGGGUUUCCCUGCCUCAGCAGAUAUCAACAACACAAUGCUUGCACCGCCAGCUCGUCCGGCCCGGACCCGGACCCGACAGAACUACACCGGCCUGAUGGAAACUGGCGAGGAGGAACUAUACACACCAGUCGCUACGGAAUCCAGGGCUCUUUCGCGAAGAGAGCGACGCCCAGUCGGCCUCUCGAAUCCCGGUGUCUGGUGCUACUCCAAUGCAUCAAUACAGGCCCUUUUUCACUCGAGUGGCUUCGUCGACGAGUUGAUCGGCGAGGAGUGGCAAAGUCGAUGGAAAGUACCGAUGCGCGAUGGAGAGAAAUUGGAGAACCACCAAUUCCUGUCCAAAAUCUUGUCCAAUCUGUUCCACUGGAUGUUAAAUGGCCAAUUCGAAUCGAUGGAGUGUAGAACUUUGAUGGAAUAUUGCAACUUCAUCGACCGCAACACAGCGACUUUUGACAACGGAGAGAAUCUGACAAAGGGGGAGCGGGAAGCUUUUGGCAGCAGACACAAGCAGCAGGACGCUGAGGAGUUCAUUAGCUUCUUGAUGGACCACCUCCACGACGAGACAAAUCGUCUGCGGAACAAGAAUUUUGAUCCAUCCAGCUUGGUAUUUGGUAAAGAAAAUCACCAGAAUGCCUUGACCUUCUGGAACGGGUGGUGCUCGGCCAACGACUCGGUUAUCGACCGUUACUGGCGUGGUCUGUCGCAAAACGUGGUCCGCUGCAGAACCUGUAACCACACCAACUACAGCCAUGAGGCCUUCAACAAGAUCCAAGUUCCAGUCCCGGAAGCAAGGGGGCCGUGCAAGUUGGUAGACUUAUUGCCAGGCGGGUUCUCUUACAACGAGCUCCUGGACGGCUACAAGUGCGACGGGUGUAGCAGGAUGAACACUACCAGCUCAACGGUGCGACUGGCCCGGCUACCCAAGCUCCUGUGUAUCUCUCUUAGCCGGUUCAGUGUCGACAGGGGAGAUACCAGAAAAAACAACACCAAGGUCGUUUUCCCCCUUGACGAUUUGAAUCUUGCGGCUGUAUCAGAUCCAACGCCCAGUGGGGAGGGAAUAGGCGAAGAGUGGACUGGCCCUUUCCGCUACUAUUGCUAUGCGGCCGUUCUUCAUGGGGGGACUUUGCGAUCUGGCCACUAUACAGCAUUUGUGAGAGACCAGAACCCGUCCAGGAACGGCGGCGUUUGGUACCACUGUAACGAUUCGAUCAUUUCAACCAAGACCAUCAGAAACGAGGAGGAUGCUGACGCAGCAGGCAUGUAUGCUGCGGACUCGGAAUCUUCAGCCUACAUUCUGUUCUACAGUCGUCAGCCCGUGGCGAAGUAAAAAUAAAAGAACAAAAACUUGACCACUGCUGUGAGGACAGUGCAUAUAUGAAGCAUGAUUGAAUUGACCUGGGGUCAUUUGCAGGGGCGGCAGAAGUCAUUUUCACUUCUUUAUUUUUUGUCUCUUUUUCUAUUCUUUUUAUUCAUCAUUGCCUUUUACUUUUUCUCGCCUUCAUUUUGUUUGCUCUUUUUGUGACCUUAGCUAUCAAUACCUGUGGUUGACUUCGGUGGCGUUUUGUUUUAUGUUUAUAUUUUUGGAUCGUGGGCAUAUUAGCAAGGUGCAACGGAGAUUUGUGGUUCACGCAUUCCACUUCUUUAUUUGCGUUUUUUUUUCUUUUCGAGAAGGCGAGCUUCUAUGAGAAAUGAUCUUGGAGACGAUUAUGCUUUUAUGGGCUGCCCUGUGACAAGUGUGAGGAAAAAACAAAAAACGUUCCCAAUACUAAUUACAAUGUGUGUCUUGCCCAUUCCACACAUGUAUCAAUAUAUACAGCAGGCUACACAAAGAUUGUUACUCCUUACAAGUAGGGCACCCUCUAAUCGAAUAAUAUACUUGGUCAAUGCUUCUAUGAUGAGA
This is a messenger RNA of Pyricularia oryzae 70-15, 4265 nucleotides long. Its product is annotated as ubiquitin carboxyl-terminal hydrolase 2. The transcript has 2 exons. Lineage: Eukaryota; Fungi; Ascomycota; Sordariomycetes; Magnaporthales; Pyriculariaceae. Gene Ontology annotation, molecular function: cysteine-type deubiquitinase activity. Gene Ontology annotation, biological process: protein deubiquitination. The coding region runs from base 582 to 3692 and encodes 1036 amino acids. The record is from RefSeq and is a predicted model, not a curated record.